Messenger RNA from Exophiala xenobiotica, 2823 nucleotides. RefSeq lists its product as uncharacterized. Bases 110 to 1930 code for a protein of 606 amino acids. The record is from RefSeq and is a predicted model, not a curated record. The transcript has 2 exons. NCBI's taxonomy places the organism in Eukaryota, Fungi, Ascomycota, Eurotiomycetes, Chaetothyriales, Herpotrichiellaceae. Gene Ontology annotation, cellular component: spliceosomal complex.
GAGAGACAUUAUUUUGUUGCAAUCUCUAACAAAACCCACGCGUUGGAUAGUCCUUCUUCUUCAAGUCCGCAAUGAUGCCUUGAUCCAGUCCGCCCUGUCUCUGCCGAACAUGACCUCAAUAGACGAACUCUUCCGCAAACCCAAUGCCGGUCCGAAACGCAAACUCGAAGACCCGACCGCGGUACACACCCAUGUCCUCUCCAACAAAUCCUCCAAGUUGACCGACGGAUCCUCCCCACGCAGCAAUGGCCAUGACUCGUCUGUAUCCAAGUCGUCCAGCGGCACGCCCGCGUUCGUGCAAGACGAGAUACUGGACGACGAGGACGUCGAAGCCGGACCUGCGCGGCCGCAGGAUGACGUCGAGGACGAAGUUGGCGACGACGAAGAGGGGCGAUUCUUUGGUGGAGGCGUGACGAAGCAAGAACGCGAAGUCAUAGACUACAUCGAGAAAAAUGAAGCCGGCGAUGCCGAGGAGAAGAUUGACUCGGCGUGGCUGCGGCGGACUGCAAUCAACUUCGAGCGGAAGAUCAAUAAGAACGCGGAACUACGCGCGAAAUACGAGAGCGAGCCCAUGAAAUUCGUGGGCAGCGAGGCCGAUCUCGACGCUGAGAUCAAAGGACUCAGUCUCCUUAGCGAGCAUGGCGAAUUGUACGAGGAUUUCGUUAAGCUGGGCUGCGUCGACAGUCUGGUUGGUUUGCUCGCACACGAGAACACCGAUAUCGCGAUCGCAGUGUGCGAAUUACUCGCCGAACUUACGGACGAGGACUCGGCGUCGACGGAAGAGCAGUGGAAAUCGCUGGUGCAGACGAUGAUCAAAAGCGACCUCGUUGAUCUGCUGACGAGCAACUUGAGUCGACUGGACGAGGAGAACAAUGAAGGCGACCGGGCAGGAGUAUACCAUAUCUUGAACGUGUUGGAGAAUAUCUUGUCAGAUACACAAUAUCUGGACGCUGUAGGCUCCAAGGACACACUCAUGCAGUGGCUGCUCUCACGGAUAAGGAAAGUCGAUGCACAUGCGCGAGGAAAAGUCGGACAGAACCGACAGUAUGCUGCUGAGAUUUUGGCCAUCCUGCUUCAAAGCAAUAGGAGCAAUCGAGACCGGUUCGCGCAGAAAGAGGGCGUGGACGCUCUGCUAGAGCUACUGAGCGUAUACCGCAAGCGGGAUCCGGAAAAGGACUCGGACGAGGAAGAAUAUGCGGAGAAUUUGUUCGACUGCCUAGCCUGCGUAGUCGAAGAGAGGCUUGCUGGCGAGAAAUUCGUCGAGGGCGAAGGUGUCGAAUUGUGUCUGAUCAUGCUACGGGAAGGCAGACUUGCAAAAGCCAGAGCCUUGAGAAUUCUCGAUCACGCCAUGAGCGGCGGCAAUGCGGUGGUUGUCUCUAUGCGGGUCGUGGAUGCUGCCGGCUUGAAGACGAUCUUUGGGAUGCUCAUGAAAAGUCACAAGAUGGAGCGAAGUCUGCUUGAACAUCUGAUUGGAAUCCUCGCAAGUUUGUUAAGGCACUUACCGGGCGGAACUGCUGAACGAAUACGCACACUCGCCAAAUUUGUGGAAAACAACUACGAGAAAGUCCAGAAGCUGGUGGAAUUGCGGAAAGAGUACAAAACGCGGCUCAUCAGGAUCGAUGCCCAAAUCCAGAAGGAGCGGCAAGACAUGGACGAUGCUGAGGCAGAAGAGCAUGCCGAUGAGUGGUUGUCUCGCCGACUUGAUGCAGGUCUCUUCUCUCUCCAAGCUCUUGAAUUGAUCCUCAGCUGGAUGGUGGCGGAAGAUAAUGGGGCCAGGGAGACCAUUACCGUGCUCCUUGGUGAAGACGGGCUGAAGGUCUUGGAACGCAGUUUACGAGAUCAAUUAGAUGGUAUGGACUCUGGACAGAGCGAAGAGGCAAAGGCCACUGAAGAAAUGCUGGAAGCAUUGCUAUUGUGCGUUGAGAAAUAAUGUUAGUGUUUGUGGUUGCAAGACAGCUAAUUCGAUCCAGCAACAAAUGUAUGACUUUUGACGAUAAUACAUGAUUUUGAUACCCAUUUCAAACUGUCUCUUUUACUCUCUACCGCCCUCUCUGAACGUCCUUUAAGUUCGCUGAUCCACUCUUGCAAUGCUGGUCAGCGUCGCGGUGGUCAAAGAAUCGAGAUGUCUUCUUUGACCUAGUUGGUGUUCUGCAGCGUUCCAGCCCGGCUCAACCUUGGAUCUCGAGCUGUUGAGCGCCUUCGAUCUCAUGGUCCCAAAUCCAGCGAUCUUUGUGUAUAGCUCCAUGUUUGGAGUUGGGGGCGAUGUAGCGAACUCAUCAAAGAGCGACGUCCUUACAACUGCGCACCAGAUAGGGUACAUCUCCUUCAGCAACCGGUAGAUUGGCCUUAUUCACAUGGCCAUGUCAGUCAUGUUUCUUCCUCCGAUAGCAGCCUCGGGUACAGAUCGAACUUACGACCCGCAUUUCUCACUAAAGUGACGAUGGACAGAACGACCGAUGUCUGUAUUCUUGUCUUCAUAGGGCUUGAUCGGCCCUGAGAAGCUAAGGUCCGACAAGGGGAGAAUCAUUAAAGAUGCACCCGCUUAAGUACCGUACGUCAGUCGACGCUGGAAGGUAGUCGAGCUGAUGCUUCAAUAUACGCACCUGCACCGCUACACUUUUGGCAGUUGCGGGAGUGACAAAUUAAUGCGGUGGGUUUGCCAUCUUGAGGCAUAUUGGCCUCGACGGUGACAGCGACACAGUUGCAAGAUCCGUGCAUCGUGAUCGGUAUGGUGUUUGGGUGGAUGUUGAGGCUGUUGAGCUUGUGGAACGCAACAAUCUCUCUGGCAACCGGCCAGACAAGCUGUGUUUAUAUAGAGGGCGG